UUCCGGUGCGGGGGGCCAUCCGUCCUCAUCCGCGUCCAUCCUUCUUCAUCCAUCCUCAUCCAUCCUCAUCCGUGGUCCCGACGCCUCGCAGCCCCCGUCUCGGUCCCUCCCGAGGGCGGAAACCCGUCCGGGAAGGCGAGGAUGGCCGGAGGGAGCGGGCGGGCCGCGGCGCCCAUGGAACCGGAAGUGGCCAAGAGGCUGUUCUUGGAGGGGGCUACUUUGGUCAUCCUGGACGUGCCCGAGGGCACCGAGUUCGGCAUCGACUACGAGUCAUGGCGGGUGGGGCCCAGGUUCAGGGGGGUGAAGAUGAUCCCCCCGGGCGUCCACUACGUCCACUGCAGCGCGGCCGAGCCGUCCCAGGCGGGGCCCCGCACGGGCCUGUUCCUCAGCUUGGCCCCACGAGGCCUGGUCAUGCUACGGUGGGACAAGGACCAGGAGCGUUUGGAGCGCCCCAGCACCCCCCAGGCCCAACUGGACGCCCUCAGGGCCGGCCUGCCCCGCCUGGAUGCCCACCUGGGGCCCUACCCCCAUGCCACCCUGAAGAAGUGGGUGGCCCUGACCAGCCUGCUGAGCCAGGCCCAGGUGGAGCAGCUGCAGCCCCUCAGCGGGCACAUCUGCUCCUUCCCCGAGGUGCUGCCAGUCUUGCCCCUCGCCUCCACCCAAGACAGGGCACGACACAACCUGCCCCCCUGGGGCACCGAGUGCAAGACAUACCAGGAGGGCCUAGCCCGCCUGCCCCAGAUGCGGGUCCGGGCGGGCACGGAGAUCCGCUUCAGCCCGCUGCCCCGGCGGUUGUACCCCGAAGGGGCCAGCCCCGCCGAGGUCACCAGGCACAUGCUGGACCUCAGCUACGCCCUGGAGGCCGUCCUCAGCCGGCGCUACCCCGCCGACCCCCAGGGUCUCCUGGCCGAGUUGCAGUUCGCCUUCGUCUGUUUCCUGAUCGGGAACGUGUACGACGCGUUCGAGCACUGGAAGCAGCUGCUGAACCUCCUGUGCCGGGCCGAAGACGCCAUGACAAAAUUCCCCGACCUCUACAGCAGCCUCAUCUCCGUCCUGUACCACCAGCUGAAUGAAAUUCCCGCCGACUUCUUCGUGGACAUCGUCUCCCAGGACAACUUCCUGACAAGCACCUUACAGGUCUUCUUCUCCUAUAUCUGCAGCCCCACCGUCGACCGGGCCCUGAAGCGGAAGGCGGAAAAGUUCAAGGGUCACCUGACUAAAAAGUUCAAGUGGGAUUUUGAGGAAGAGCCCGAGGACUGCGCCCCGGUGGUUGUGGAACUUCCCGAGGGCGUCGUCCCGGAGUGACGGGCGGAGCCGCGGGAACCCGGAAUUCGGGUUUCCGGCUCAGGCUCUGACGUCUUCCCCGGUCGGUCCGCCCCCGAGGAGAAGAGAGGCCUGACUCGCUAACGGCCUCGUUCCUUUGGACCGAGAAGGGAAAGGGAAGAACCAAGUCGUCCAGAUUUAAACAUUCGUUCUUAUUUUAUUUCCCCCCCGCCCCACCGAGGGAGCCCAUCCUGUUCUCGGAGGAGACCUCGCUAAUGAGGAACAACCAUUUCGGUUCUGCCCGAACACGGGUUCGCCCCGGUGGGGCGUUUGAAUUUAAGACGGCGGUAGACUGUCCCAUUAAGUUUAAAUACAUCCUCUCCCACUUGAAACCACCCAAUAGCGUCUUUUAGGUUACAUCCUGAGUGCGCAAAGCCAGCAGAGUUGGACAUAUUAAUCGGCUCAGGGGCAGUCUUGUGACUGAUGUUUCCACGGCGGUUUUUGCCGGUGCCAUAAUCCAGAAGCCGAGGAUUUCCUCCCUUCAGCUGUUGAUUUUCGAGGUUUUGCAAAGGUCUCAGUAUUCUUGAUUCUGGGCAGCGAAGCCUAAAUUAAAUCCCGAAGCGUCCCCCCAUCCUCUGCCCGCAGAAAGCCGCUAGCUGAUUUGACUGAACGAAUCAACAAAACCAAAGGAGGCUCAGAGGCUGCGCUCGUAGGUAAUUGGGCACGGCGUUAAGCUGCUGGCCAGGAGACCACGGCCUGAAAUGGCAGCGAUACCCCCGGGUGCCGGGCUGCGGUCGUGUGGCUUCUCGCCUUUUCGCCUAGCUCUUAAGCCCGAGUUUCUGAGUGAGACUCCCCACUGCUGAUGGUUUUCAAGUUCCAUUUGUUUCCUUGGAGAUUCCGUCACCAAAGUGUUGUAUGCCAUCCAGGUCCUGCCCAUUAAACCCUUUUAAAUCGAAAA
Molecule: messenger RNA, 2221 nt
Organism: Tachyglossus aculeatus (Australian echidna)
Lineage: Eukaryota; Metazoa; Chordata; Mammalia; Monotremata; Tachyglossidae
Gene: AAR2
Product: AAR2 splicing factor
Exons: 3
Coding region: 142-1305 (387 amino acids)
Biological process (GO): spliceosomal tri-snRNP complex assembly
Source: RefSeq, a predicted model, not a curated record